This is a messenger RNA of Apiotrichum porosum, 1140 nucleotides long. Its product is annotated as fatty-acyl coenzyme A oxidase. Gene Ontology annotation, cellular component: peroxisome. Gene Ontology annotation, biological process: lipid homeostasis; fatty acid beta-oxidation using acyl-CoA oxidase. The record is from RefSeq and is a predicted model, not a curated record. The transcript has 3 exons. Lineage: Eukaryota; Fungi; Basidiomycota; Tremellomycetes; Trichosporonales; Trichosporonaceae. Gene Ontology annotation, molecular function: fatty acid binding; acyl-CoA oxidase activity; FAD binding. Bases 1 to 1140 code for a protein of 379 amino acids.
AUGCUCGCUCGGUUCCAAUUCGUCGACCCACAGACCAGCGAGUACAAGCGCCGCGGAUCACAGGCCCUGGUGUAUGGAGGUAUGACCUUUCUGCGCGUUGGCAUCGCAGCAGACGCCGCCACCACUCUUGCACGCGCUGUCACAAUUGCCAUUCGCUAUGCCGCCAUUCGUCAGCAGUUUGCAGAUGAGACUCGGCAUCCCAGGCUGAACAAGCAAGUUUUCUCAACUACAGCAUGGUGCAGUAUCGUCUUCUCCCUCUCAUCGGCACAGCGUACGGGCUUCAGUUUGCUGCCGAAGGCCUGCGCGGUCUCUAUGUCUCACGGAACUACCAUCUCCGUCGAGGGAAUUGAGACUGCGCGCCGCGCCUGCGGCGGUCACGGAUACAGCCACUACUCUGGCAUCGGCCACCUGUACAGCGAAAUGCUCCCGAGUGUUACGUAUGAGGGCGACAACUACAUGCUCACAAAGCAAGUAGCCCGUGCCCUAAUCAAGGGAGCCAAGGCCAAGAGCGCCAUGUUUGCGGACUACAACCCAUCUGCCAAGUUUGACUUUGCAAAGGAUGUCGACAUUAUCAAAGCGUACGGCCACCGCGUCGCCUUCCAAACCUUCCAGAUCAUACGCCUUCGUGAUACCGGGUCGACGUGGAACGCACUUCUUAUUCCAUUCUGGCGCCUGUGUACCGCCUACGCACAAUUCAUCAUUUGCAGUUCUCGCAGACCUCUUCCGCCUACACGCCCUUACGACGUUGACAAUUACGCCUCCGAGUUUGCCGACGCCCAGGCCGUGCCGGCGGCCCUGCGCGAUGGUGUUUCACGCCAAAAAGCCAUUGCGGACCUGCUGUCCAAGAUCCGCCCGCACGCAGUCAACCUCAUGGACGGCUGGGCGUUCAGCGAUCUCGUCCUCAACUCGUCCCUCGGCAGGAGCGACGGCAAAGCCUACGAGAGCAUGUUUCGUCGGGCGGCUGCCAACCCAGUCAAUACCCUCACGUUUGACCCCGUCCGGAAUCGAGUGUGCUCAUCAAGAGCAGACAGGCGGUGGCAAAGCUGUAAACGUCCGUAUUUGUUGAAGACUAGUGAUAUGAAAGGGCUGUCAGAUUGUCAAAUGGCAAUGCGUGUGACUUGCCAGUACGAUAACGUCUAG